Messenger RNA from Kazachstania africana CBS 2517, 1554 nucleotides. RefSeq names its product serine/threonine protein kinase YCK1 (gene YCK1). The coding region runs from base 1 to 1554 and encodes 517 amino acids. The record is from RefSeq and is a predicted model, not a curated record. Lineage: Eukaryota; Fungi; Ascomycota; Saccharomycetes; Saccharomycetales; Saccharomycetaceae. Gene Ontology annotation, biological process: signal transduction; peptidyl-serine phosphorylation; endocytosis. Gene Ontology annotation, cellular component: cytoplasm; nucleus. The transcript has a single exon. Gene Ontology annotation, molecular function: ATP binding; protein serine/threonine kinase activity.
AUGAAGGUCAACACACCAACGACAUCCACAGCUGUUGCUGCUUCCGCCGCAAACACUAUGGCUAUGAAUCAACUAAUGAAUCAAUCCCGCCAGAAUUAUGACAACAUAUCGUCUGCGUCGUCUUCUAAUUACAAUGCAAACAGCAGUAACGAUUCUACUAUAGUGGGUUUACAUUACAAGAUCGGUAAGAAAAUCGGUGAAGGUUCCUUUGGUGUCAUUUUCGAAGGUGUUAAUAUGAUCAAUGGUGCCCCCGUAGCAAUCAAAUUUGAACCAAGAAAAACUGAAGCACCACAGUUGAAAGAUGAAUAUCGUACUUAUAAAAUACUAACGGGAUCUAAAAAUAUCCCCAUGGCUUACUAUUUUGGUCAAGAAGGUUUGCAUAAUAUAUUGGUUAUCGAUCUUUUAGGUCCCUCCUUAGAGGAUCUUUUUGAAUGGUGCGGUAGAAAAUUUUCCAUCAAGACAGUGGUUCAGGUUGCUGUGCAAAUGAUCUCUCUAUUGGAAGAGUUACAUAAUCAUGACCUAAUUUAUAGGGAUAUCAAGCCUGACAAUUUCUUAAUCGGCAGACCAGGUCAAUCUGAUGCUAAUGAAAUUCAUUUAAUUGAUCUCGGUAUGGCCAAACAGUACAGAGAUCCAAAGACUAAACAACAUAUUCCUUACCGUGAAAAGAAAUCUCUAAGCGGUACUGCACGUUACAUGUCAAUUAAUACUCAUUUAGGAAGAGAACAAAGUAGGAGAGAUGAUAUGGAAUCACUUGGUCAUGUAUUCUUUUAUUUCCUAAGAGGUCAACUACCUUGGCAAGGGCUAAAGGCUCCAAAUAAUAAAUUGAAAUAUGAAAAAAUUGGAGAGAAGAAAAGAUCGACAAACGUUUAUGAUCUAGCACAAGGUUUACCGGUUCAGUUUGGUCGUUACUUAGAAAUAGUAAGAAAUUUAUCAUUUGAUGAAACUCCUGAUUAUGAUGGAUAUAGAAAAUUGAUUUUCUCAGUAUUGGAUGAUCUAAACCUUGCACCAGAUGGUCAAUACGAUUGGAUGAAAUUAAAUGGUGGCCGUGGCUGGGAUCUAUCAAUUAAUAGAAAACCAAAUUUACACGGUUAUGGUCAUCCAACUCCACCAAAUGACAAGUCAAGAAAGCAUAGAACCAAUAAACAACUUCAACCAUUACAAGUACCACCAACACAGCAGCAACAAGCACCACUACCACAACCACCACAACCACCACAACCAUAUGAUAAGUUAGAUCCAAAUUCAUAUGAAGCUUAUCAACAACAGAUACAGCAAAGGUAUAUAAAGCAACAAAACCAAUUAAGAUUGAAACAACAACAGCAGCAAAUGCAACAACAGCAAUUACACGCGCAACAACAGCAACAACUUCAGCGCCAACAACAACAAUUACAACAGAAUAGAUACGUUAUGCAACAAGAUCCUACAAGACUACUAUCACAACAAGAGCAAGCUGCUCGUCAUGUUAAUAAUACUAACAAGAACUAUAAGCAAAAUAGCACUAACGACUCAGUUUCCGAAAAUCAAGGAUUUUUCAGUAAAUUUGCUUGCUGUUAA